UCAUGCUGCUGCCAGGUCCAGAGUGUCUCAUGGGUCCCUGUACGGCCUCCCAUUGCUGCUGUCUCCAUCGCCACACACUGCCAUGUGCCACUUUCAGGUCUCCUCACACUGCUGGUGUGUUCCAUUUUGUCAUAGGGUGCUGGCAGAUUACGGGCCUCCCAUUGCUGCUGCCAGGCCCCUAAUCUGCCAUGGGCCCCUGUACCGCCUCCUCAUGCUGCUGCCAGGUCCAGAGUCUCUCAUGGGUCCCUGUACGGCCUCCCAUUGCUGCUGUCUCCAUCGCCACACUCUGCCAUGUGCCACUUUCAGGUCUCCUCACACUGCUGGUGUGUUCCAUUUUGUC
Messenger RNA from Staurois parvus, 340 nucleotides. Lineage: Eukaryota; Metazoa; Chordata; Amphibia; Anura; Ranidae. The record is from the annotation of a GenBank genome assembly.